This is a messenger RNA of Numida meleagris (helmeted guineafowl), 7661 nucleotides long. RefSeq names its product abl interactor 2 (gene ABI2). Gene Ontology annotation, cellular component: lamellipodium. The record is from RefSeq and is a predicted model, not a curated record. The coding region runs from base 159 to 1784 and encodes 541 amino acids. Lineage: Eukaryota; Metazoa; Chordata; Aves; Galliformes; Numididae. The transcript is spliced from 12 exons. Gene Ontology annotation, molecular function: SH3 domain binding.
GGAGCAGCCGGCCGCGCCCCGCCCCCGGUGCGGUGGGGGUCUGGCGCGCUCCCUGCCCGCGGCGCGAGGUCGGGCCUGGCGGCGGGGAGCGGCGCGAGGGAGCGGUGCUGCGGGAGGGCGUGCGGACGGGCGUGCGGACGGAGUGAGAGGAUGUGAAGAUGGCGGAGCUGCAAAUGCUGCUGGAGGAGGAGAUCCCGGGGGGGCGCCGGGCCCUGUUCGACAGCUAUACGAACCUGGAGCGGGUGGCCGAGUACUGCGAGACCAACUACAUCCAGUCAGCAGAUAAGCAGCGAGCCCUAGAAGAAACCAAAGCCUACACAACCCAGUCAUUAGCAAGCGUAGCCUAUCUGAUCAACACUUUGGCCAACAAUGUUCUCCAAAUGCUGGAUAUCCAGGCAUCCCAACUUCGACGCAUGGAAUCUUCAAUCAACCAUAUUUCACAAACGGUGGACAUUCACAAAGAGAAAGUUGCUAGAAGAGAAAUUGGUAUCUUGACUACAAACAAAAACACCUCAAGAACUCACAAAAUCAUUGCACCAGCUAACUUGGAGCGACCAGUUCGCUACAUCAGGAAACCUAUUGAUUAUACAAUUCUAGAUGAUAUUGGACAUGGAGUGAAGUGGUUGCUUAGAUUUAAGGUCAGCACACAGAAUAUGAAGAUGGGUGGGUUGCCUCGUACAACACCACCCACCCAGAAGCCACCAAGUCCACCAAUGUCAGGAAAAGGAACUAUUGGGCGUCACUCUCCUUAUCGUACGUUGGAGCCAGUACGUCCUCCGGUGGUACCAAAUGACUACGUGCCUAGCCCAACACGCAAUAUGGCUCCCUCACAGCAGAGUCCUGUUAGAACAGCUUCUGUGAACCAGAGGAAUCGCACAUACAGCAGCAGUGGGAGCAGUGGAGGAAGCCACCCAAGUAGUCGGAGCAGUAGUCGCGAGAACAGUGGAAGUGGCAGCGUGGGUGUUCCUAUCGCUGUUCCCACGCCAUCUCCUCCCAGUGUCUAUCCAGCCCCUGCUGGCUCGGCUGGCACUUCUCCCCUUCCUGCUACCUCUGCUCCUGCCCCCACCCCUCCUACUCCUGCCCCUUCCUCCUCUGCCCCAGAUGCUGCUGCUGCUGCAGGAGCCCAGCCCCUUGCUGAUGGCUUCACCUCUCCAACUCCCCCUGCUGUUUCUUCCACGGCCUCUACAGGCCACCCAGUUCAGUUCUACAGCAUGAACAGGCCUGCGUCUCGACAUACACCACCAACAAUAGGGGGAUCUUUGCCAUAUCGGCGUCCUCCUUCCAUCACGUCACAGACGAGCCUUCAGAACCAGAUCAAUGGAGGACCUUUUUAUAACCAGAACCAGGCAUCCCUUGCUCCUCCUCCCCCCUCCAUCCUACAGGUAACUCCACAGUUACCACUAAUGGGAUUUGUGGCCAGAGUUCAAGAAAACAUUUCAGAUACUCCUCCCCCACCCCCACCCGUGGAUGAGCCAGUGUUUGACGAGUCCCCGCCGCCACCCCCACCUCCAGAGGACUAUGAGGAGGAAGAGGCAGCGGUGGUGGAGUACAGUGACCCAUAUGCAGAGGAGGACCCUCCCUGGGCACCGCGCACCUACUUGGAAAAGGUGGUAGCUAUCUAUGACUACACAAAGGACAAAGAAGAUGAGCUCUCAUUUCAGGAAGGUGCCAUCAUUUAUGUCAUCAAGAAGAAUGAUGAUGGUUGGUACGAAGGGGUCAUGAAUGGAGUGACAGGGCUCUUCCCAGGGAACUAUGUGGAGUCCAUCAUGCAUUACUCAGAGUGAAGACUAGAGGACAGAGCGCUGCAUCUCCUGCUGCAGGAGCUGUCAGGGCUUCCUCAUCUCCACCAGCCUCUGAGGCCCAAUCCAAAAUAGCUGAAUGAAGGAUAAUUGUAACACCACUCUUUUCUUUUCUUUUUUUUUCCUCAUUAUAAAACAGUAGUGUUUUGAGUUGUUUGAACAAAUGGCUCUUCCAGCUGCCAGCAGAGGCUAUCGUGAGCAAUCUGUUGCUGAAGUAAGCUGACCCCAUUCAGAUCUAACAAACUCAUUGAGUAGCUGAUAUUUCCUUCACUCUCAUUCUGACUUCUGACAGGCUCUGGGAUCUCUCUCAGGAAUCCUGUGCACUGUGGUGGCACUACGUUUGGCAGCAGUGCCUGGCACUGGGGAUGUCCUGGAUGCUUGUGGUGAAGCGUUGAUGGCUGGUGGAUGUCCCUCCUGUUUCUACACUACACUCCUGUGCAGCUGGAAGAAUGCUUGUGUUUUAGCAAACACAGGGAUUUGUAUGCAAAACUGUUCACGUAUCUGACUUCCUUACAGUUGGUUGCAUCUUUAGCAAAAACACUUCUGCAGCUGCUCUGCUUGUGUAGGCUGACACAGGGGCACACAGAGCUGGCUUUGGUUCACUCACCCUUUAGUUUAGACAAUUACGAUGGCUGCAGCCCAGAGGAUCCUCACCCCCAUUUCCUCAUCUUUUGAACGCAACAGGUUUGGUCUUGGUUAUGCACUGAUGUAAAUGUGCUGCUGUGCACCGUGCUACCUGCCAUGGGUGCUGCUGGGUUGACUGGAACUCACAGAUGCCACUGACAGUGAAGUUUACAGGUCCUCCUGGGGUCUGAGGAUAAACUCUAGGGGCUGCGAUCUAAGGUUCAGAUCUACUCACGUCUGCUUGCACUAGAGAAACGUACCCCAACUUUAGUCUUAUGCACAAUAUAAUCUUAAAAAUCCAAUCAGGUAUUGUAAAUUGGCUUUUUUGUACUUGAUGACUAGAUUUGCAUAUGUACUGUGAGAGCCCUGUGCAGAGGCAGGACAAACGGCAAUUGUUGUCUUCAUGUCUGUUGCCAAAAUCUCUUCAGUGGAAGUAAAAAGGGCUGUUGUUGUGUACUGGUUUCCUAUGGAAAUCCAAGCAGUAACUAGAAGUAGUCCUAGCUCUUCUCCCACUCCUCUCCAUUGCUUAUUAUGAAGAAAUAGGUAUUUUAACUGUACUGGUGGAGUAAUAACAAGUGAAGGCCCUGGGUUGAUAGUUUGCUUUUUCAGUGUCAGUUAAAAAUGCUGCUCGGUGAUUCCGUCAGUGUAAAAGGAUGGCUAUGCUAGUCUGCCCUCAGGAGGGACUAAAUAUUGCCUUUGGGUGAAUGUCAUGCAUUAGCAGAACAAACUGAUUAAACCUCCUGUUGUAGUCCUGCUGCUCCACAAAUGGAGCUGACCUCUGUACUGCCAGAGCCUCCUGGGCCAGAUAGUCUCAGACAACGUGUGACUGACAUCUGACCAGGUUCCAGCCAGUACCAACUGUCGGAGGCAAGGUAAUGCAGCUUUCUUCUGAAGCCUGUGUGUAAAACGGAACAGUACAGAGAGCGCUGCCAGGGCUGGGUUUGUGACAGUAUUGGCAGUGGGGCUGGGUACUUGACACAAGCCCUCUGCCCCUUCUUGGUAGGCAGUGCAGUGCCAGGUUGGAGGCACAUGCUUGGUACAAACUUGGGCAGGGAGAAGCCAUAGCUGCUCAAGGGGGAAGAAAGAAGAAACAGGUGAGGUGUGCUUGUAGGAUGUGGGUGAAUUUGAUCAUCUGCUGUGAGCUUGCAGAAGAGUGCGUUAAUUCCUGUGACGGUGAGUAAGGAACUAUCUCGGUGGAAGCCUACAAGAAGUACGGCUUUGAAGGAACUGGUGCAAAGAUAGAAGCUACUUUUUCUCCCCUGCUCAGUCUUCAGCUGUGUAGCCAAAACGUUGUUCUGUUCUUUCUGGAAGCUGGCAGCAUUACUUGGAAUAAAUGUUAGCCAGAAGAGAUACUUUUCUACUUCCCUUUGGAAAGGCUUCUGUCUUGCAGCAAGACCAGCAGAAGCAGCCAUGUUCUGAUUUUUCAGCCCAUUAUUUCUCUAGGAGCACACCUACAAACACUGGUGGUGCUGUAGCUGGAUUGUCUGUUUCCAGUGUCACAGGACAUGCCUACGCUUUUUGCACAGAUCAGUGGUUCUUGCAGCCUGGUUAGAGACUGGGGUGAUUGCACUGCAGCAGUACUUACUACACAGCCACCCCAUAAGCACCAAAGAAUUGUGUUUUCCAGGACUGUCAGAGCUUCCCUGGCUUCUUCUGUCCUGGGUGCAUUUUUGGUGAUGACAGCACACAGUGCUCAAAUGUACUGAGUUAUGGCAGCUUAAUGAGUUACUAAAUGAGAGCUAAUACUCUCUCCUUGUGCACCCACAUUCCAGCUGGGAGGUGAUGAAUUAGUGAAAUACGUCUUUAACUCAGACUGUCAAGAGCAUGUACUCGAACACUUCUGACUGACAGGUGGUGACUGUGUGUACCUUAUGUAAGUACACUCCUGUCCUUAUCUUCACUCGGCUGUGUAUCUUCUGAGUUUUAUGUGUUGAGAGCUGCCAGAGCAGAAAGUGCUGCAUACUUGUUGGAGCUCAGGACAGAAGAUGAGGCUGCAAAACCUUGAAGGUGAAAUGUGGGAAGCUCCCUGGAAGGCUGGCUUUGAGAAGUUAGUUUAGUCUCUGCUGAUAGCAUUGAGUUUUUUGUCCUCUAAGAGCUGCUGCGGAUGGAAUUUUGGGGUCACCUCCUGCUGGUUUUAUGCUUUAUUAUGCAGUACUAAUGCAAAGAGAUGAGUUUUAUGCAUACUUUUUAUUUUGUACAGAUUUUAAUUCUGUGGUUUGUUUGGGGAUGAUGUGAUGUUAUGUUCAUAGACCAGGCCAAGGUAAACAAGCUUUUUGUAUUAAUGUUACAUAGACUGCAUGCUAGUGAAGUCAGUGGGGGUUGUGUUUUUAAUUUUGUCCCUUGUACAUCUCCUUAAAAACAUUCCUUCCUCUCUUUAUUGACAUUUCCUUCUAAAAGGGGGUUUAGGGAAGUGGGGAAAAAAACGCAACACUCUCAUAGAUGCAAACUUCUCUUCACCGAGUUCUGCCACAACUGGAGGCGUUCAGCAUCGCAAGCUGUCAGUCAGAGCAGUGGGUAUGCAUGUGAGAGAGGUGGGGGAAGGAGACUCCGGAAUAGCCCAAAGAGUGCUACACAGCCCAAAGAAGCAUUUCUCCCUUCUUGAGAGCUACGUUGCCCACAGCCAGCUGCUUUCAUUGUGCACUGACAGGCAGGAAUCUCUAGCUGCAGAUUUUUGCUUUGGUUUGCCAUAGCAGAGAUUUCUUCCUUGCUCUCAGCCCUCUUGAGACAAAUCUAUUAACUAGAGCUGCCCCUGUGACACGUGCCUGUGUGAAAGGAGGUCACAGACUGUCCCCAGAUAGUGCUGAAGCAGGCUAUUUUAAAAUCUGCAUUCAGCAUCAAGGUGGCUAAGGUUGCAUGUGUCUCACCCGUUGAUUUUUAUUUUUUUCAUCUUUCUCCUUGUCCUUGAUUCAUCUUCAUUUCUUCUUUCUUCUUUGUUGCCACAGAGGGGUGAGAGGGGGCAAGAAAAGCAAGCAGCCUAUUUUAUGCUUGAGCGUCUCGAUGGUGCUUCCAUGCUCACUAGCUGGAGCAGGCACCAGAGAACAUGGACUCUGAGGAGCCGUUGCUCUCAGUGGAGGAAAAGAGGUGGAGCAUGGCCCUGGGACUCAGCCUGUCAUUGUGGUAUGCACUAACAGGAAGCACCUGGGCUGGGGAUUGCUGCUGGUUUGCACCACAGCUCCUGCACAGUCCCUGCGGGCUCUGGCAGGACGACUUACCAGUGGGUGGUGGGAAGCCUGAGAACUGGUGAGCACUUGCCUCAGCAGUUUGUUCACUUUUCACACCUCCUGAGAAUUUUCUUUGCUGCCAAGGGCUCUCCCUGUGCAGUGCUUCUGUGACUAAGAGGAUGUGCCUGUCUUCUGCUUGUGCCAGCACACUGGUCUUGUCAAGGUAGCCCUACCUCAGCAUUUGCAAGUAGGCAGAAUGCUUAGCCCCUGCCCGGUGUGGUUCUUCAGCACUUCUGUGACAGCCCAGAACCAAAGUUGACAUUGGCAACAAUGCAGCUUCUGCAAAGUGGCACUUUUAUUUAGGGUGCUGCAGCUGAGCUUGAGAAGAGAAGCGGUAGCAGGACUGACGGUCCUUUUCUGGCUGAGGGUGUGCUGCCUGUCUGCUGCUCACCUGUGGUGGAGGAGGGUUGUGCUGGUGCAGCCUGCUGUGCUUCUGUGGUGUCUCGCACCUAUGCUGGAUGGCAGGUUAUUGCUGUGCUCUUCCCAGCAGCUUCCACCAGUUCCUAGUAAACGCUGCCCAUGCACCUCUUUCCUAGAAAUGAGCACACUCUAUUAUGUCUCUGGGCUUCAGAUGUAAAGCAAAUGCAAAACUUUUACCUUUUCCGGCGGGAAAGGACAGGACUUUUUGUUGGUUGGUAACCCAGCAACAUUAUCAGCACAACUUCUUCGGAAGCUGCUAGAGGAUGCUGUUGGGAACAGUGUAGUGCUGUGGCUUUGACUGGACUUACUGAGUGAGUGUGGAGUCACUGACUGAGGACUGCAGCAUUUAAUGAAAUGUUCCAAAACCCAUGCAGAGGCUUUAGUGCCUACGUUGACAACAGCGGCAGAAGGAAAUGUGCAGAACUGCUGCAUUCACAGAGGCAAAUGCUUCAUGUUGAGAAGAGGCAGUGUUGUACAACAAACGGCAUGAGCAGGUAGGUUAUGGACUAUAGCUUAUAGGGAGCCACGUUCAAGAAUUUAGUGUGCUUAUAGAUGUAUUUUCCACCUACUCCACUUUUUGGCAUCACUCAGUAUUAGGCACGGCCGCAUUUGGUGGCUAAAAUGGUACUAUACAGAGGUCAGAAUAGUGCAAGGGGGGACAACUUUUUCUUUUCAGUAGCUGAAGUCAGUGCGUAGCAGCAGUCCUUUUAACAAUUUUGAGAGUAGUGGCACCCUCAUCUAUCUGUGGGAAGGUUGCCAAACACUUGAUGCAGCCAAGUUUUGCCAACUGCUGUUGCAAAUAAUUCAGACCAUGAUGUUCUGCAUUCAUUCAAAGCAGCAAUGUGUUUUGUGCAACUUUCUGCAAAUGCAGGAACUGUUUGUUUAUUUUCUUUGGCGCUCUGAACAUACUCAUUAACACCUUUGCUUAUUCCAAUGUGAGUUACAAGAAGGUAAAAAGUCAGCAGCAGCCUGUUGGCCAGAGGUAAGGCUACACCCAGCAUCCUGCUGGACAGGUAUGUGGUGACUGCUGAAAUACGUGCAGUACAUUUCCUGUUUCUCUUAAAACCUCAGAAAAAUCCUUCUAUUUACUAAUGAGGAAGAGCUGUGUACGAAUUCAUUUCCAUUACAGGGCCUUGCUAAAGUGCUGACAUCUGAGAUUUUUUUUGUUUUGUAAAGCCCAAGUGCUUCUUUUCACAUUUGAAAAAGUGUCUUUUGCAACUUGCAUGGACAAGUAGUUUCUAUGAAUUCUCUGGAAAUGUUAGUGUCUAACAUGGAUUUUUUUGUCCAUGUACUUUUUUCUGAAAGCAGAACCCCCCACACACACUUGGGUUGCAGUCAGAAGGGAAGCACUUUGUGCUUUUGAUUUUGGCACUGCUGAUGGGGUGGAGGAGUGCAGAGCCCACUGUAAAUGAUCGAGCCUGCAAGACUCUGGGGAGCUGUGUGCUGCCAGUAACAUUUUAUUGUGUGUGCCAUUUGAACCAUCUUCCAAGUGAGUGCGAAACCCAAUUUUUAAAUUUUUUUAAUUGUACUUGGAAUUAACUGUUGCUGUGUACUAAACCCUCUUGUAACGAGCCCUGAAUAAAAAGAACAAAGCACA